Messenger RNA from Penicillium expansum, 6942 nucleotides. RefSeq lists its product as uncharacterized. Gene Ontology annotation, cellular component: nucleus; Cul8-RING ubiquitin ligase complex. Bases 1 to 6942 code for a protein of 2313 amino acids. The record is from RefSeq and is a predicted model, not a curated record. The transcript has a single exon. Gene Ontology annotation, biological process: replication fork processing; double-strand break repair via homologous recombination. NCBI's taxonomy places the organism in Eukaryota, Fungi, Ascomycota, Eurotiomycetes, Eurotiales, Aspergillaceae.
AUGGAAUCAUGGCGACAGCGAGGAUAUGUCCCCGACUCGGACGAGGAAGAUGGAUUCGAUUCUCUAGAUACGAAGAAGGGCAAUGUCGAAUAUAGCCCUGCUCUCGAAAAUCUCGAAUAUAUCGACAACCCUUCAUCUUCGCCGAAGGAAGGGACGAAGAGUGUAACGAGGGAGCAACAAGAGCACAUUCGGGCUGAGAAUGGCUCCAUCACACUCUCAGAUACAGAGGAGGUGGCUCGUCGACACACGAAUCGAGCAAGUCCUCAAUUGACAAAUGCUGCGCAUGACGAAACGACACCAAAACAAAGAAGAGGACGCAGGACUUACGGACUUCGAUCGUCGGCUACGAAAUCAACGAAUCUCCGCAGUAGCGAGCUGCGCAAUACCAAUGCCUCCAUAAAGAAUACAGACAGCAUAUACGAUUUUCCAAUGUCAUCACAGGAACAUGACAGGCCUCAAUCGAAGCCCUCGAGCCGCGAGUCUACGCCGAAGCCCUUGAAGACCGCACAGCCCUCGCAAUCACAAGUUAUAGCAGAGCCACAUGCCUCAAAGGAAAACACACAGGAUGAAACCUCAAGCACUCGGAGCUCUUCCCCUGACGAGCUGAUGUCCAUCCUUCAGCCACCUCGGAAGAAGAAGCCCGUGGCCCAGUAUGUUCAGCCAAUAGAGGCGCCGCCAUUACCACCACCACCACCACCACCACCACCACAGGAGGCUUCGGAUGAUGAUUCUCCAUUAUCUUCUGUACCGUCGUCAAUUGGCUCUCCGCCGGCCAACGAUUCUACAGAAUUACACCCGGAUGGUUUGAUGGAGGCAGAACCAGAAAGACCAGCAGAUAGGGAAGCAGAUCUACGACAAACAGUGCUCGUUGAACUCGAUGCCAACCGAGACGAUGUAUUACCACACCUUGAUAUUCCCGAAGAAGUGUUGCGAGAAUUACCGCAUGCUGCCCAAAGAACAUUCCGAAAGCGCAAUGCCAUCCAAUUGCACCCGUACUAUUUGGAACAGGUCAAGUUUGCCCAGCAAUUGCAAGCACGAGGCGUCAAACCCUUUGGUCGACCUGUACAGCAAAGACAGCAGGUUACUGAUGAAAGUCAAGGGCAAGAUUCAUAUGACCCCAAUGCACCUGCGUCAAGUCCUCCCCAGGAAGAGUAUCUUCCGCCGAUAAGACAUGAACGGCAUCGUGGCCUACAAUCUGCUGCGCAAGGACGGGAACACAACGACUCAGAGCAUUCUCGACCAUCGCAAGCUCCUCUUGCCAAGCGCCAGAAGACUUCUCAUUUUGGAACUCCCAAAGAACGUCGAAAUUUACAGAAACCGUCCAAACCUCGUGGCAUUAGAGACAAAGAUACAGCUACCGGGAAUCCAAACGGUAACUCCAUAUAUGAGCUAUCAUCUAGCCCUCCACACGCAGGCCGUUUAUCUUCGACCUCAAGAACCCCUCGUGCCUCAGAAGGAGGGUUCCGGUUUCCUCGUGGGUGGUCACCGCCAGGAGAAGUUGCGGAAUCUGGGGCACAGGAAACAGAAGAAGCCGGCCAGGCCCAAUCAACUGGUUUGGGUACAGAUGAUGACCAGGAAGUGCAGUCCAUCUCGUCCAACAGUACGAGUGAUCAAGAAGAAACCAAGUCAGAAGCCGAAGAACGUGAAAUUCGUCGAUAUCAACGAAUGACCCGAGGAGCGCUCCCUGCGUCACAUGCUCGGCUAGAUCAGAAGAAAAUCGCAGAUAGAGAGAAAGCCUCGCAAUUAGAUCGUCAUGCUUCUUCGCAACGGCCGGAUGGAAAGGGUGUUGCGCGGAGGCUCAUUCGAAAGGGUGAUCGCUCAAGGCAACCAGCAACUCAACAACCAAGGGGCUUGUUUGAUCUUGGAGAUUCUGACUCGGACGAUGAGGACAACCGCAAUGUUGCCACAGAAAAUGCCUCCGUGACCAAUGACUCCAGCCAGAGGCUGACUGGCGCCCUCGGCCUCGAAGAACCCCUCGCGCUGGAAGAGGGUGAUAUCUCCGAGGAUAAUCGCAUCGAUUACAUGCUUGGGACCGUUCCGCGCAACUCGAGAGGCCCCCGGCACAAAACAAACAGUUUAAAAAGGCCGAAAUCGAAACAAAGUUUGUUCAAUGGAGAGAGACAGCCGAAGAGAGCUCGACAAACUCGAAUGACCGAUGCCUCCUAUGGAACACGAAGGACCAAGAAACCCUCAGCUGUCCAGCGACCUAGGAUAGGAAUACUGGAUGCGCCAGAUGUUGCCACGAAGCCUCGAACAGAGCACUCGCGACUGCUCAGGAUAGCGACAAGACGGCCACGCUUACGUAAAGAUGGAGGCAGGCAGAGCCCUACUCAGAAGUUCGUGAAACUGGCUUCAAGAGAGGACACAAUGGAUGCAAAUGAGUCUUUGCGAGAUUGGAGAAGGGGAGCUAUUCGGCAGGCCAAGAUUAGCCCACCUCGUUCUAGAGCUCCCCAACACCGGCAUUGGGAAACAAAUCUUUCGAUUCUCAGUGCUCGAGCCAAAUCGAAUUCUAAAAUCGGCCGGAUACCGAACCAAUUACUUGAUGCAGAGGCAGUCACUGAUGUUUCAAACACCAACACAGCGGAACCGGAACAUGCACAGGCGCCACCUGAAUCUAGCGCAGUAUCAGUCCCGUCAAACCAAGCCCCAGUGGCCGAAUCCUCCUCCCGCCGAAAACCUGAGCAGCACGGCAACACAUGGGUUAUUCCUAGAAAUGUUGCCUUAACAUCUUUGAAGAGGAACACCAUCAGGCCUGCGGCAACUAGUUUGGCAGGCCCUGGUAGAAGCCAGAAAAUGGUCCCGGCCAUGUUCAACCAGUCAUUAUCUCUUCUUAACCGACACUAUAAAAACCAGCGCACAUCGCAACCAUACAAGCCCAGCUUGACCUUGGAUCGAUAUGUUUCCGACAGUAGAUCAUUGAGUACUGGAGGCAAUUCCUCGCCCAUGAAUCCUUCUGUUGCUGCUGCCGCCGCCGCCGCCUCAGCUGAAGCACAAACUCGAACGCCAACCCAAAAAGCCCCUGUCUCUCGACGGCGGUUGAAGAAGCAUCCCCCCAACCGAAUCAAUCUCGAUGCCGACGAAUUCCGUCAAAAUCCAGAUCCUGCUAUCAUAGUAUCCGAUGACUCAGAAUCUCCUACCAUACCAGACGUCACACCUGCAGGACCUUCGUCUUUCGGUAUCGGCGGGCUUUUCAACUGGCAACGCUUCUAUCCGGUCGAUUUUGGAGUUCCAUCUCUACGUGACAACACAUUCUUCCAUGAGAGUACAUUCAUAGGAAGCGGGGAAUUUUCUCGUUCGUUGCGAAUCGCAGAGCGGGACUUCGAUGGGGAUGCCGCUCCAUUCUCCAUCCAGCUCAGAGACGAGACAUUCCAAUGGAGUCGCUGGAACGAUACAGUAUCAUCGGAAAUGGGGCAGGUCUUUGACGUGAUAAUCGAUAAUGUUGAGCGAGGUGCUGUCACCUCCCCAGAGACGGGCAUUACGGCUGCUUUAGGUGUGGCAUCGAGGUUAUACAGAUUGUUGAUCAAAUACAUCACUGGAAACCUGGUUUUCAUCGACCCGGUUGACCGUACAGGGUUUGUCACUAGAGCAAUGGGGUUGGUCUCCCAAGUGAGAGACCCGUUGGCUGCUUUUCUCGCAAGCGACGAAUACAACAAGAGCGGGCUAGUCAAGAUUGCUUGCUUCAACAUGAUCUUCUCAAACCAGAUCUAUCAAGUUGCUUCUCAUCGGCUUGUCAGCCCUGCCCUUGCGACCGAAGCUUUGGAUCUUGUCAAAACAUCUACUAAAGACGUAGCAGGCUUAAUCGCGUCCAAAGUCGGUUCUUCUGAGCUUAAAACGCUGUUCAAGGAAAACAACGAAUCUGAACGCCGCGAGUCGGGGAUUCGCGAUGAGUAUCCAUCGGCGGAGGCUUACGUUGCCACCAAACAUCUUCUACGCAGUUCAGACAACUACAAGGGCUGCUUCGAAGAUCUUCAGCUUGAUACUUUCAAUAACGGAAUUAUUCGCAAUGAAAGAGACGUGGGCAGCCUAGAGGCUGGAUGGCGUGGGAUAUUCACAGUCUUGCCGCUCAACGAAAUAGAUCUGCUUGGGAUUGCGCGCCCUGGUUAUCAGUUGACAGCUGCCAAUGAUAAUUGGAAAUUAGUCAAACGACUUCUCGCACCAGCCCUGGACCAUUUCGAGUCCAACUCCAAGGCACAACCCUUCUCAUACAAUAGCUAUUGUCGAACUCUGUUCCUUAGAUGUCAUCGACUUAUCAAUUCCUGGGGGUGGAGAGAAUGCAAACCUAUCCUGGACACGCUAUUCGACUUCUUUGCUAAGAACACCCUCCACAACCUGAAACUCGAGGAAGCUCGUGGAUCACCUUCAUUUCUUGACGAACUUGAUAGCAAUCCUUCUCUGGAUGCCCGAGUCGGGGAACCGUGUUUCCACACAUUUCUCAAGAUCGUAGCCAGUGGUCUCCGCUUCCUGGCGAAGAGAUAUGACAAGAAAAAGAUUCGGAACUUUGCCUGGCGUCUUCUGCCCAACCAUGGCCGUGUGUACCCGAAAGAGCAACCAUUGCAGCACGAAGACCUCGACGCACUACGAAAUCACCACGAUCUUCUGAGCACCCUGUACUGGGCUGUUCCCGAUGGAUGCCGCCCUCGAUUGGAAACGAUACGCAAUCUGGUCCAUCCUGCCACUUCACAUCGUGAAGCGUGCAGCAUAAAUUUGCGGUCAUGGUCAAGGCUUGUUCGAUUUAAGCUUUCUACGGAUGAAGAGGUUUCGGGGCUCGAUCCGUUUGGAGACUGGUAUGGCUACUUCGUCACGGAACUACAGCAACAGCAUUCAUAUGCUCGCAAAGAGAUUGAAGCUCAAAACACAGGUGACAAUCGGGUUUCUCAACAGCUUGUUGAACGCACAAUCUCCCAGAACCAGCGGCAGAUUGAGACCUUGUUGAGCAAUGCGCUUAGUGGGCUGCGGAUUGCUGUCCAGCUGGCCCCGAAACUGGAGCACGCACACAGGCUUGUUCUGAGAACUCCUUUCGAGUCUAUCCUUACUCUUUUCAACCCCAAGCUCCCGCGUGUGAAUGUUGUUGUAUCUGAGGCACUGCAGGUCCUGGUCGCGUACACCCAAAAAGACGUUCCAGUUACAUCUACAUCGGAUGCUCCUGCGGCAGUGAAUACUGACGAGGACAGCCAAGAGUUCGGUGACUGGGAUGCCAUUCAGGCUGUUUGGGACCAGCAAAGUUCCCUUAGUGAAGGUAUUGUACAUGUACAGCAGGCUUUCCAUCCGAUUGUAUCUCGUCUCGUUUCGAACUGCUUCGGCGAGGACCACUGUCCAGAGGAUGCGAUUCUCCUUAACGUGGUAGAAUGCUGGACGUCAAUUGCCCAGGUUCUCAUUCGCCAUGGCCUCCGAGAUUGGGACAAUUAUCUGAGCGAGUUUGGCGAUGAUUCCUGGACGCGGCUUCGACAGACAGUUCAGACAAGAAAGUUUGCACCGCUGUUUCUUGCGGCAUGCAUUGAAAAGGACCCACAGAUUGUUUCUGAUUGCAGAAUUCAAGUUAUGAGCAUGUGGAUGUCAUCGCUAGUCGAGCGCUCCUCGAUGUUGAAAUUUCAACAUCGUCUCACGGAGGCGCUUUUGAAUGGAAGUCCCACAGAUCCCUUGCUUGCGAAUCUUCCGUUCUUCAAGGAUAAGAAGAUCGGCCGGUAUACUAUCACAUUAGAGGAAAUUGGCUCUCGGCGACUAUCUCUCCUCUCGAGCCUGUCGUCUAAUAUGCGUGAGCAGCUCCAGGGCAUGGAACUUUCUGGCAAUCGAGAUUUCUCUGUGACAAAACAAGAGUACUCCGAGGUGCUUCAGCGAGUGAUGACUUCCAUGAAAGACAACUACCAAGAGUUAGGGAAUGGAACAGCACAGGCAACUCAAGGAGAAUACGUCGAGUUUGUGCAACGCGUUAUUGGUUUCCUUCAGCAACAUACCAGCGACAUCAAACCCAUCGAUCCCUUCUUCACAGACCCUGCCUCAUUCCCUUUGCCGUCUACCGACCCACGGUAUAUUGUCGCGAAGCUCAAACGCUACGAGUCGAAGUUAUCUUCCAGCAAAGAGAUCCAGACCUUGACCGGGUUCAUCCAGAGCAUUUCCGAGCGCGCCGCCAUUGACGGCCAACAGGGCUACCUGGUUGACCAGCUGCACACAUCGAUGAAGGAUACUUAUGAAGCUGGGUACUACGACAAACCCACUCUCCGCGCCGUCCUCUUGCAAUGCGUGUUUCCAGCGUAUCUCGAAGCAACGCUUUCCAACCGCGCCGCUUGGAUCCUCAGUCGUCCCAUCAUCCAAACCAUCACACUGAAGUUCAAGAAUCUGCUAUGUAACAUAGACACUCUGGAUGCAGCCUGUGUAUCUUCUGUCAUCGAUACUAUCGAUGUUGUGUGCAGAGCCUCCAGUCAAGCACUAGGUGUGGUUUCGCUCCGUCGCCAUCUUCUGCAAAGCCCUAUCACUUUACUCAUGCUUGCUGCCUUCCUUGAUAUGAUCUCAUCGGCGCUGCCAGUGGUAGAUUACAUCGAUCGAACCACCGGUGCUGGGCAAGGUAUCCUCACCCACCUCGAGUGGAUCCGCGAUUUCUCCAAAGCCGUGAGCAAAUGUCUACAAAGCACAGAUCCAAACGCAGAGUUGUCGAGCAGUGCUCAUAUCACGUUCCCUGUGGUGCCAUCUCCUUCCGAUAGCAGGAAAACCGAACUCUUCCGCACGGCUAACAACCUGACCUCGAAUGACCUCCAAGUCUAUCUCAGAAAAUGGUCUCAUCAUCAGGGCAAGUACUACUUUACUCGUCCUGGUCAUGAGUCACAAGAGAUCACAAUCGAGCCCGAGAUUGCUGUUCAGAUGGCUAGUCAGAGCGAGGCGCAGAAAGCCUUCGACAAUGCGGCGAGGGGGUUCGUUGAUCGUGCAAAGGCUCUGGAGUUACUGACUUGA